Molecule: messenger RNA, 1089 nt
Organism: Colletotrichum chrysophilum
Lineage: Eukaryota; Fungi; Ascomycota; Sordariomycetes; Glomerellales; Glomerellaceae
Exons: 1
Coding region: 1-1089 (362 amino acids)
Biological process (GO): phosphatidylinositol metabolic process
Molecular function (GO): phosphatidylinositol kinase activity
Source: RefSeq, a predicted model, not a curated record
AUGCAAAUUCGAAGCGCCUCAAUAUCCUCCUCGAUCCUGGCAGCCAUCUCGACUGACCCCGCCAACCCCAACCGACGCAGCUUCCGCAUCAAGAUCUUCCGGGUCCUCGUGUCCUUCCUCUCCCUUUUCAGCCUGCCCCUCUCCCGCUACCGCGCCGCCGACUUUCUCGAGCUCCGACACAAUGUCUGGCACAUGGAUGAAGAAGAGUACACGAACUCUUUCGAUCUAGCAGAGAAGCGCAGCAAGCGCAAGGGCCGCGAGUCCGACUUGCACCCCGUCGGCGACCUGGGCUACAGCGGUUCGACCUUCUUCACGACAGCGGACGGCAAGUUCCUCAUCAAGUCGCUGCCCCGCCGAUUCGAGCACGAGUUCUUCACUCACGACCUCUUCGAUGCCUACGUAGCCCACAUGAAGGAGCACCCUCACAGCCUGUUGGUGCGCAUUACCGACAUGGUGUACACCUCCCUUGCAACUCUUGGCGGCAUCCUGGGCACGGCCCCGACGCACCACAUCAUCAUGGAAAAUCUUCUCUACGGCAAGGAGAUGGAGGAGACUGAACAUCGCAAAUCAGGGUGGGAGACGUACGAUCUCAAGCCGAACGACUACUUCUUCCCCGAGCGAGACAUUGCAGGCGGAAAGCUGGCCCCAGAGAGUGUCAAGGAGAGGCUCAUCGAUGAAUUCCCCGACAAGAUCCGCAUGAAGGCGGACAAUAGGCAAGAGCUCCUCGACCUCCUCGACGCCGACACCAAGCUUCUCGCAGACAACAACGCCGUCGACUACUCCCUCUUUCUCGUCCGCUACCCCGGCCCGAACGUCACCGACGGCGACCGCGAGAAUCCUCCCUCCAUCCAAUCCGAUGCACACCCCUGGCGCACCGGCAUCGUCGACGCCGAUGGCAAUUGGAUCUACCGCGUCGUCGUCCUCGACUUCUUCUGGGCCAAGCACAAGUUCCGCGCGAAGCUCAUGACAGGACUCGUCGAUUCCUACAACGUUGUUGCGGGGCAUGGACCCAUGAGCAUCACCGCCAACCCCGCCGAGUACCAGCAAAGAUUCGUCGACAUGGUCAAGGACAUCGUCAUUGAGGCUUGA